AUGCACAAAUGGCGAUGCAGAAUAAAAUAUUUUAAAAAAUGUGACAAUUGCUACAAUAAUAUAUAUUUCAGGUAUGGUUCACGUAUUUCAGCUACAGCUGGAUAUAUUUAUGCUUUGCGUCCUAGCGCCGAUCUUUGGACACGUACUUUACUCAGACAAACUCAGAUUUUAUAUUCACCCGAUUGUUCAUUGAUACUUACAUUAUUGGAUGUUCGCCCUGGGGCGAUUAUUUGCGAGAGCGGUACAGGAAGUGGCUCUCUUUCUCAUUUUUUGGCACUAGCUCUUGCCCCCGAUGGUCAUUUAUAUACCCAUGAUAUCGACGAAGUUCGAAUAAAAAAAGUCGAGAGUGAAUUAAGGGUGCAUGGUUUGGGUGCAGUUACCACUUGUAUUCAUCGAGAUGUCACUGAAGACGGUUUUUUUGUUGAAAAUGCUUGUGAUGGAGUAUUUUUGGAUAUACCAUCGCCAUGGUUAACUGUUUCUCAUGCUAAAAAGGCUUUUAAUCGAAGUCGGGGUGGCAAUUUCGUCAGUUUUUCUCCAUGCAUUGAACAAGUGCAAAAAUUAUGUGAUGCUUUAAAGCGUGAAGCAUUUAUACAAAUUGAAACGAUGGAAUUAUUACCUAGAAAAUUGAAGGUUAUGAAUAUUUCUGAAACAACUUUAAAAGAAUUCAGUUUAAUGACAGCUGCCGAAAAAAAACCAAAGACAAUGGUGAAUUCUGGAUCUGGUGAAAGGAAACGUAAAAUUGAUGAAGAUACUGCUGAAGCUAUGCAAAGAGAAGAGCAAUUGCCACAAAAACGCACAUUAUUGCCCAGUCCUCCAUCUCAGCCGACUCAUACUGGUUACCUGACGUGUGCAAAGUUAUUGCCUUUUUUCGAUGAAACUAGUGAUACGUGA
Dracunculus medinensis (Guinea worm) is the source of this 891-nucleotide messenger RNA. NCBI's taxonomy places the organism in Eukaryota, Metazoa, Nematoda, Chromadorea, Rhabditida, Dracunculidae. The record is from the annotation of a GenBank genome assembly.